AGUCAGGGGGGUGACAUUGAGUCAUCAGUGCCGCGGCGAAUGGCCUGAACCCGACCCAGUGAGUUCAUGAACAGCUCCUCCUCCGCAACACCGCGAUCAGCGGCGCCCUGAGCACUCCCGACUUCGUCGAGCUGACUGGCCCGAGUGAUUGAGUGAGGGCGACUCAUCACGCCGAAGCCGCCGCGCACUCCGACGGAGAACACUAAGUAGGGAAUUCGUGAAUUCCACGCCUGUGGCGAGACAGUCAGUUGUCACCAUGGUCGUCCCCCAUCGUCUCGUAACCGCUCUAGUCAGCCUCCUGGUCGUCACUUCUCUCGCCAGCUCAUCUGAUCUUCCCCCCGAGGUAAUCGGCGGCAGCGGGGAUGAUUAUACAGACGGCGACAACAUAGAUUAUUCUGAAAAUCAUCAUUACAACGAUGAAUAUCAAGAAGGAAGUGGAGAUUUUGAUGCCAUGCCACCAGUUCCACCUCCCCCACCACCUCUUGAUCAUAGCGCCAGCAAAGCUACCACAGAAACCUAUGAUGAUAUUGACAACGAUGAAAUUACGGAGGAUUUCCUAAUGGUUAACGGCUCUUCACUAAACUCAAAGGGAAGAACUCUAGCACCCAGAGCAGAUGGUGGAUUGCAUGGCAACGACUUCGAAAUAACCGAGCCGGACAGCAUUUGCUACUGCCCGAGCAACAAUCUCACCAUAGCCCGUGGACCACCGGGAUUGGACGGACGGGACGGAGCAACGGGAUUGCCGGGACCACCGGGACCGAGAGGCCUGCAAGGGGUACCAGGACCGGAAGGACCUGUCGGACCUCAGGGGCCAGCGGGACCACCGGGACCCGCUGGUACUGCCGGCGUCGAUGGGAUUCCUGGUAGCCCAGGCCCACGUGGACUACCGGGACCGCCAGGACAACCAGGACCAUCUGCUCCGCCCAUCUUUGACAUUGACAACGGCUACUCAUCAGGCCUGUUCAGCGGAACGAGCCCGUACGCCGGACGGCCCGGUCCGAGUGGACCCCAGGGUCUUCCAGGUCCAAGGGGACACACGGGACCUAAGGGAGAGCCAGGACCCCCCGGACCCCGAGGAUACGAGGGAGAGCAAGGUUCCUCUGGCAGUCCUGGACCACGAGGUGAACGAGGUUAUCCUGGAGCCACGGGACUACCUGGACAAAAAGGAGCGACUGGCAAUGAAGGGCCCAAAGGUCAAAAGGGAGAUGCCGGAGUAGGACUUCCAGGACCCCCUGGCCCACCGGGGAACGUGUACGCCGUUCCGCACGACAGCGACCUGGAAUUCGGCAGCGGGUCGCUAUCCUUCAUGCCUGGGCCUAAGGGCGAAAAAGGCGACAUGGGCUUCGAGGGACCCGUCGGGCCUCCUGGUAAAGAUGGUGCCAAGGGCGAACCAGGGAGGGAUGGUACUGACGGUCUGAAUGGAGCCAAAGGUGAGCGAGGGGACCCUGGAGUCAUCCACUACCAAGAGAUCGAUGGCGAGACCAUAGUACAUCAGAAAGGCGACAAAGGUGACAAAGGCCGCAGGGGCAAGAGAGGCCCCCCGGGACCACCGGGACCUCCCGGAUUUGUCGGCGAGUUUGGACAAACGAUGAGCCACGGCCUGCCGGGUCCUAAGGGUGAGCCGGGAGAGUCCAUCAAGGGCAGUAAGGGAGACGCUGGUCCUCCAGGGCCGCCUGGAUCCACUAGCUACAUCGGGAGCGACGGCCUUACCUACGUAACAAGAGGCCAAAACGGAGAGCCCGGUCUAAGAGGGCCCAUUGGACCUCCCGGAGAGAGGGGGCCCAUGGGAUUCCCAGGGCACAAGGGUGACAAGGGAGAGAGCGGUCCACCUGGACCCCCGGGCCCGAUCAGCUUUAGCGCUGGCUCCUCCUACGCUAACGUCCGUGGACCAAAGGGGGAGCAAGGACUGCCUGGACCACCCGGACCUCCCGGAAUCAGCCAGUGGGUGGACACGUCCAAUAGCAUCAGCACCAGGGGAGGGCAGAUCCUCUCUGGACCUCCCGGUCCUCCCGGACCACCGGGACCCCCAGGACCUCCCGGCACCGGAGGAACUCUCCCGCCCAAAAACACGGCUCCUCCGCCUUCCAUCGUCCCGGGGGCCGUGACUUUCAAGAACAUGGACUCCCUCUUGCGGAUGUCCGACAUCAGUCCGCUGGGGACGCAGGCGUUCGUGCUCGACGAGGAGGCGCUGCUUGUACGAGUCAGCAGCGGCUGGCAAUACGUGGCUCUUGGAUCUCUGGUACAGCUGCCCAAGAAGACCACCACGACAACAACGACAACAUCGCCAAUGUUGUCUCCUGAUAGUCUGCGACUUGAUGGAUCUGCACCAAAGCUUCGUGUGGCAGCUCUGAACCAGCCGUGGACGGGCGACAUGCACGGAGUCCGCGGGGCCGACUACGAAUGCUACCGGCAGUCGAGGCAUGCCCACCUUCGGGGCACCUUCAGGGCUCUACUGGCCUCCAGGGUGCAGAACCUGGACAGCAUCGUCAGGGCCAAGGACGCAGACCUACCCCUCGUCAACCUCAAGGGAGAAGUCGUCUUCAACUCUUGGAGAGAACUAUUCUCCGGCGGAGGAGGCAUGUUCCCAUACCCUCCAAGGAUCUAUUCCUUCGAUGGAAGAAACGUGCUCACGGACAGCACUUGGCAUCGCAAGUACGUCUGGCACGGCGCCGACGCGCUGGGGACCCGGGACAUGGAAAACUAUUGCGACGCCUGGCAUUCGGGCGCGCCGGCUCGCUACGGCCUGGCUAGCUCCCUCCUGGGCCAAGCACGGAUGCUGGGCCAGGAGAGGCACUCGUGCGCCAGCAGCCUCAUCGUGCUCUGCGUCGAGGUGACGAGCCAGCAGGAAUACGAGCUUGACCAGGAAUCCAUCCAGAGCAUAAAGCAGAGAAGGAAGAGAGACGUCCACGAUGUCGAUGAUGCUUCGGAUGACGCCACCGAAACACAACGGAAAAAGCACAGGACGGAGCGAGUCGGCGAUGUUAAAGAACAGGAAACUGCUUCAAAGGCGAGAGCUAAAGAGGCAGAAACAUCAUGGGAGCAAUGGUGGAAGUCUAUGUGGCCGUCGGAAGCGGAAGAUUAGACGGUCAAGAACACUUUCGAGGUGGUCGGACGACGGAUAAAACGCCGUUGCAACGACCCUUUUGGUGACCAUGGCGUAUAAUUGACAGUCAUACCGUCAGAGCUGGGAAUUAUACUUGUUUAAUUAGAGCUGAACAAAAAGUCAAGGAGCGAAGGACACGGGGCAAGGGAUAUUGAUUAACCGCAAGAUGUAAGAAGGGCCCCACCGGUUUAAAUAGUGAUAUUUGCCUUUAAGGUAUUCAACACAGUCACAGAUUUAAAAAAAAAAAAAAAAACAUGUUGUUGCUCCAACGCUUUUUACAAACUGAGGGUCGCUGAUACGCUACUGUGACAUUUGAUGUUACGUCGGACAGAAUAGAUAAUGAGAGAGGGCCAACGAAAACUGAAAAACGAAACUAUUUGUAGCUGUUUUGACAUAUUUCUGGGAAAACAAAAGCUCCGAACGUGCCAUUAAAAUUAUAAAAUAUUUUCAGAUCCAUCCAUGUGGAAAAAAAACUGAAGGUGCAUAUCUGAUCCACAGAUUAUAAGUUCUUGUCCUCUUCUCUUUUUAUGAAGGCAUGUGCUUAUUUUCGUAAAGCAUAUAAUCUUCAAGACGACGUUGAAGAAUCGGUUCGACAAUAAAAAAUCAUUGUGGUGUUGCUUGGUUGAGAACAGAAUCACGGGUGGCACAUCUGUCACAUUAUAAGAAUGCUCAGUGUUUUUGGUUCAGUCAGUGAAGCACUGUAGAGUACUCAGCAUGCAUGUUUUAUGUUUAAAAGGCUCACAGAGCAAACAGUCAUUAAGUCAAAGGAGCUGAAUGGCCAGAAUGCGAUGCCAGUCUCAUAGAGUGAAGUGCGUAGUUUCUUGAAGUUCCGUAUAAUUCUUUACCGAUUGGACAGUUUUACUUGGAAACAUGGGAGAUGAAAACCAUGCCCCCAAGUUCACACAUCCCGAUAUGAAGGGCACUUUUAUCCUAACCCUGCCUUUGGUUUACCGCUAAUACGCCAUGAAAUUCCAUUUUGUUCAACAACCUUUUAGCCAGAAAACUUCACCAAUUGUUUCAUGAUACUCUUUCUGAACUCAAAGGUGCUAGCUUCUUCUAGCCCGGGCAGGUCACCUCUCUGAGCUAUGUGGAUAAACAAAACUACAUUUUCUCUUGUGGAUUGGGAAUGAAGAAAAAAAAAAACCUUUUUACCGCCUGACGAAGAGAUGUGAACAGUGUUUUGUACGAUUGCUCCGAGGAUGUUCCUAAGGGGUGCAUGUUUACUAGAGUGGGAUUUUGUACAAGAGAGAUGAGUGUGCGUCUGGUGUCGUCACUUCUGUCCGUGUGAUAUGGUUGAUGUUGUAGAAACUCUUGUGGUUUAUUUAUUGUGGGCAAUCUUCUGUGCUAUUCACUUCCAUAUCUGUGUGGUGGCAUGCAUUUGUGCCAAAUGUGUUUAUUUUCUUCUUUUUUUUUAGGUGUUCAAAACGCACACUGUUGAGAAAUAUUUGUACUAUGAGGAAAAAAAAUAUAUAUUAAAAUCACCCAGUUUCAAGAUAAGAGCUCAGUAUGCCAUCACAUAGAAAUCAACAAGAUAACUUUUUCACUGGUCGAUACUACUAAAUCUAAAUUCUAGGUUUUUAGAAAAGUAUCAAGCCGGAAUAGUUAUCAGUUGAUAAUUUGCAACUGCCCUCUGGUGUAAUUUGUAGCAUAAAAGGGCUGCUCUUUGGCACAGAACUUAAAGGGAAACUAAAGCGGUUCGUGAUAUUCAAAUUCACAGAACAAAAAUACGCUUAAAUCACCUCAAGCUGGUUUUAUUAUUUUUUUUUUUUUCAAAGACCUCUUCAGCUUCCCUGUAAUUCCAAGAUGUGCUCUUUCAAACAAAGUCCCACGCCGUAUUUUUACUGUCCUUUUGGUGCUUUCAUCACAAGAAUCUAAGCUCAUGCUGUCAUCAAAUAGUAGAAUGAAAACAACCUCAAAACCUAUUCACUGCAUGUGUUCCAUUUGAAUUCUCGUGUAGUCGUCUGCAUUUCCCAGGGCAAUAGUGUAUAGAAUUUCUCAAUGAGUGAGGUACCAAGUUUUGUAACUCAUGUUGUGCAAUAAUAAACUUUCCAUUGUGAACACAAAGACUA
This is a messenger RNA of Ixodes scapularis (black-legged tick), 5172 nucleotides long. Its product is annotated as collagen alpha-1(XVIII) chain. Bases 257 to 3082 code for a protein of 941 amino acids. The transcript is spliced from 28 exons. The record is from RefSeq and is a predicted model, not a curated record. NCBI's taxonomy places the organism in Eukaryota, Metazoa, Arthropoda, Arachnida, Ixodida, Ixodidae.